CCUCUCAGCCACUCUGUCCUGUCAUCCAUCCUGGCCAAAUCCAAAAGGGAAAAUGAAAGAGGGCCUGGGAGGAACAAGUCCCAGCCAUCCCCCAGGAUCCCUCCCUCAGCUCUAAUACCUCAGCUCCAGCUCCAGGGUGAGUGGGGUCAGCGCCAUGGGGGAGUGGGCGUUCCUGGGCUCGCUGCUGGACGCCGUGCAGCUGCAGUCGCCGCUCGUGGGCCGCCUGUGGCUGGUGGUCAUGCUGAUCUUCCGCAUCCUGGUGCUGGCCACGGUGGGCGGCGCCGUGUUCGAGGACGAGCAGGAGGAGUUCGUGUGCAACACGCUGCAGCCGGGCUGCCGCCAGACGUGCUACGACCGCGCCUUCCCCGUCUCCCACUACCGCUUCUGGCUCUUCCACAUCCUGCUACUCUCGGCGCCGCCCGUGCUCUUCGUCAUCUACUCGGUGCACCUGGCCGGCAAGGAGGCGGGCGGCGCGGACGCGGGGCCCGGACUCCGGCCCCCGCCGCGCCGCCGCUGCUACCUGCUGAGCGUGGCGCUGCGCCUGCUGGCCGAGCUGGCCUUCCUGGCGGGCCAGGCGCUGCUCUACGGCUUCCGCGUGGCCCCGCACUUCGCGUGCGCCGGCCCGCCGUGCCCGCACACCGUGGACUGCUUCGUGAGCCGGCCCACCGAGAAGACCGUCUUCGUGCUCUUCUACUUCGCCGUGGGGCUGCUCUCGGCGCUGCUCAGCGUGGCCGAGCUGGGCCACCUGCUCUGGAAGGGCCGCCCGCGCGCCGGGCGCUGUCGCCAGGGGGCCGAGCGCGACGGCCGCCGCCACCGAGCGCACGAGGAGGCGCAGCAGCUGCUCCCGCCGCCGCCGCCGCCGCCGCCGCCGCUGCCCCCGAUCCCGCCCUCCCGCCGCCCGCGCCCCGACGACCCCAGCGACCCGCCCGCCUACGCGCACCCGGGCCCCGCCGGCGACAGCGAGGGCGGCAGCGGCCGCAGCAAGGCGUCUCUGGCCACCGUCCGCCAGGACCUGGCCAUCUAGAGGCAGGCGGCACAGGGCGCUGCCCGAGCCCUUCCCGGGGGCUGUCGGUGGUGCGGGGGCCCGGGGCAGGAACGGAGGCCCCGGACCGAGAGAAAGCGCCCCAGAGGACAUAGUAGAGAGGGAAGUGGAGGUUCGGGUGGUGCCCAGAAAAAGUCGUGGUGACACCAGCUUCCCGCGGGCCUCUCGGCGUUCACACUAGGGUGUGGCCCCUGUGCGGGCUCUCUCUGUGCGUGCGCACAUGUACACCUCUGUCUAGUGUGAGCUGCCUGUGCGCGCAUGCGUUUAUCCUGUGUGAGCUGUGUGUGUACGAGUGUGUGGGCACGGGUGCGUCCUGUGUGGGCUCGCUGUGUGCGCGUGUGUGUGCCCAUGUGGGUUCCGCGUAUAUACAGGCAUCUGUGUGCCCUGGGUGACUGCAUGUGAGAGAGAGAGAGAGAGAGAGCUGAUAAGGUGCCAGCAACAGCCACGGUGGCUCCCUCCUUACCUUCGGGGGCAUUGCAGGAAGUUCUCCCCUCUUGAUGGAGCCCACACAGGGAGAAGAGAGGUGCCCCUUCACCCUGGGCAGGCCUCCCUGCGGCUGGGCUGGUGGGUACCACCCACAUCCUCCCGGGGUGGCCUGGGCACUGUGGCCAAGGCCUCCCUUUGUUGCAAGUAGAGUGGGGGUGGACAGUAGGGUCGGGGGGGGGGGGGGGGCAGGGCUCUGUCCUAGCUUCCCUCCCUACCCCUGCUGCUAUUCCCCAAGUCCAUAAACAUGCCCAAGUUCCUUCCCUCAUGGAAAGACAUCUGCCCCCAAACGUGCUCCGCCCCCGCAUUUCCCUGCAGCCACCACCGUCUUCCCUCCUGGGGAGAUACAAGAGUUAUGUAGUGGCUGCCUCUUGUCCCCCUCCUGUUUCUUCUCCACUCCCAUCUGUCUUCCUCCCUUGCCCCUGCAGGGGGGUUGUUCUCCCUAAGAUCACCCAGGACCUACGUGACCUUCAGGGGCCCCCAUCUGACCCUGCCCUGGCCUUUAUCCAACCCUCCUUGAGCAGGCCACCCCCACCUACCCUACCCUGCCUGAUCUCCUAGUCCACCUGCUCACGCCCUCAGGGACUCCCUGUCAUCAGGGUAAGGCCAGCACCGGAAAGAGACUUCUGGAGUCUCACCCUGUCCUGUUCUGCCCCAGCCCCAGUUUGCGGGCUUCCCACGGUAUCUGUGCUCCAAACCGUACUGCGUCUUCUCUUCUUGCCAGGCACAGUGACCCAUCUCCUUCCAGAAGUUUGAUCGUGCUGUUUCUUGGCCUGGUGCAACCUGCCUUCCACCCUAGCUAAUACCUACCUUUUGGUCUCAUUUGGGAACAAACAGGUCCCUUCCCUCACAGCGCCUGCCCCCAAGGUGCAGCUAGAUGCCUGUGGCACCCCUACUUCCCCAGGCAGAGCACGCCUGCUGGAUGGCAUCACUGCCCCCCAUCAGCCCAGAGGAGAUGCUUAGUAAAUCUGCGUUCAUGAGGAGCUG
Molecule: messenger RNA, 2512 nt
Organism: Mustela erminea (ermine)
Lineage: Eukaryota; Metazoa; Chordata; Mammalia; Carnivora; Mustelidae
Gene: GJD3
Product: gap junction protein delta 3
Exons: 2
Coding region: 155-1024 (289 amino acids)
Biological process (GO): cell communication
Cellular component (GO): connexin complex
Source: RefSeq, a predicted model, not a curated record